AUGACGAACCCGUUCAGAGCUGAAGUUACAAUGAUGGAGCGCGAUCUCAUCUGGGAUGAUACCCUUGACUCUUCAGAGGGCGCUAGACAGGAGGACCCACACAAGCUAUACUUUGUCCUUAGCUCAGAUCCGCAACUUGAUUGGGAUGGUGAACUGAAUAUAUACCUCAAAAUCAAGCACAACUGCUUUGACGACGGGAACUCCUCCAUAGAAAUUAAACACUACGUUAAAGACUAUUUGAUCGUCAGUCAUCACAGAGAAGACAUAUUGGACGAUAUUGUCCUUGGAUAA
Strongylus vulgaris is the source of this 291-nucleotide messenger RNA. The record is from the annotation of a GenBank genome assembly. NCBI's taxonomy places the organism in Eukaryota, Metazoa, Nematoda, Chromadorea, Rhabditida, Strongylidae.